Molecule: messenger RNA, 4263 nt
Organism: Pantherophis guttatus
Lineage: Eukaryota; Metazoa; Chordata; Lepidosauria; Squamata; Colubridae
Gene: ADRB2
Product: adrenoceptor beta 2
Biological process (GO): positive regulation of MAPK cascade; adenylate cyclase-activating adrenergic receptor signaling pathway; regulation of smooth muscle contraction
Cellular component (GO): plasma membrane
Molecular function (GO): beta2-adrenergic receptor activity; norepinephrine binding
Source: RefSeq, a predicted model, not a curated record
AAGGGUUACUUCGAGGCGCGCGGGAGGUGAUCAAAGCGAGGCGAGGCGAGGACAGGACGCGACAACACGCCGUCCAGACUGCUGGCUGCAUGAGGCGCACCAUCGCGUCCACCCCCCGGUUCGCUUGCCAAGCCCGGCUCUUCUCUUCCAGCGGGCCAGUAGCAUCUGGGAGCCGAGUUCCUGCAAAGGUUAAGUGGACGGGGACUUUGGAACUGUCGAGCCGACGAAAGCAAGCCGAGCGAGGCAGCGCCUUCGCCGAGCGCCCCGGCGGGAUUGGCUCCUAUUCCGGAUCGGCCGGGGCCGAGAAAAAGAACGAGGCUUCUUUCGAGGGCUACCUGGCACAAUGGUGACGCUGAGCCCCGUCGAUUCGGUGUACCUCAAGCUGAGCGCCAACGGCAGUAACAGGCAGAGCCCGGACAAUUCCACCUCGUCGGGAGAAGGCUGGGUGGUGGGCAUGUCCAUUCUCAUGUCUUUGAUCGUGCUGGCCAUCCUCUUUGGCAACGUGUUGGUCAUCACGGCCAUCGCCAAAUUCCAGAGGCUGCAGACGGUCACUAACUAUUUCAUCACUUCUUUGGCCUGUGCGGAUCUCCUGAUGGGCUUGGGAGUGGUCCCCUUCGGAGCCAGCUACAUCAUUCAGCGCACCUGGAAGUUUGGGAGUUUCUGGUGUGACUUUUGGAUCUCAAUUGACAUCCUCUGCGUGACAGCCAGCAUCGAGACGCUGUGUGUCAUUGCUGUGGACAGGUACUUUGCCAUCACUUCUCCUUUCAAGUAUCAGAGCCUUUUGACCAAAAAUAAAGCCAGGAUGGUCAUCCUCUUGGUUUGGAUCAUUUCAAUCUUGACUUCCUUCUUACCUAUCCAGAUGCAGUGGUACAGAGACAAAGGGCGGGAUGCCGAGUAUUGCUAUUCGAAUGAGAGCUGCUGCGACUUCUUCAUCAACCAGGAGUAUGCUAUUACCUCCUCGGUUAUCUCCUUCUAUGUACCUUUGGUGGUCAUGGUUUUCGUCUAUGCCAGAGUCUUCCAGGUCGCUAAGAAGCAGCUAAAAAAAAUAGACAAAUGUGAAGGACGAUUCCAUCAGCAAAAUUCCAACCAGGAGCGAAAUGCGGGAAAAGGAAACCAUAGGAAAACAUCAAAGUUUUGCUUGAAAGAGCACAAAGCUCUCAAAACUCUGGGCAUUAUCAUGGGUACUUUCACUCUGUGUUGGCUCCCAUUUUUCAUUGUCCACAUUGUGCGUGCUAUUGAAGAGACCUUGAUUUCCAAAAAUGUGUAUAUCUUUUUGAACUGGGUGGGAUAUGUCAAUUCUGCUUUCAACCCUUUAAUUUACUGCCGAAGCCCAGACUUCAGGUAUGCUUUCCAGGAGAUCCUGUGUUUCCGGAGGUCUGCCUUGAAAAUGUACGUCAAUGGAUAUUCCAAUAGCAAUGGGAAAGGUGACUGCAAUGGGGAUCACAAUGACUAUCAUACAAGUGAACACAAGGCUGGCCAAUGGCUGUGUGAAGAAGGAAGUCCCCCUACUGGGGAAGAGUUUGUGCAUUGCAAAGAAAUCCCUGGGUGUCCUGGAAUGGUUGAAAGUUGAAUGGAUAAAGAACUCCUCACCCUUUGCAGAAGCUUGUGAAGAGACGAGUCCAGGUUCAGCCAUAUUUCUGUCAGGACGGGAGAACUACACAUUCCUUCAAAGAAGGACAAAGGAAUGAGCAGAAUGGAGUAAGCCAAGACUCCAGAUUGUGAAACAUGAGGAAUCUGCAGUGAAUGAAUCAUUCUGGGACCCAACUAGGAGAAACCAAAUUCAUUGUGUGAAAGUACUGCUUGAGAUUGGAUUGGGAGAAUCUUCAUAGUGCAAUAAUGAAAACGUUUUCAUGGAGCUGAAUCAUAUGAGUUUUCAGAAGCCGGGGAAGAGUUAAAAUAAUCUUUCACAACCCCACAGGAAAUCUCAAGGAACUGAAAGCUUGGGAAUAUGCUUUCCCAUAUUAUUCUUAGUCUACUAAUAAAAAGGACACAUAACAUCAGGCUUUUUAGGUAGCGGAUUGUUAGGAUUGGAACCAGAUCUUAGUGCAGCCCAUGAUAAUUAGGAAAACAAAAAAUAGCCCUGGAACUCAUAAACAGGGAAGCACUAUUAAAAUGGGUUUAUAAUGCAUUCUCAAACUAGUUUCUAUUCCUGCAAGUCUUUAGAGAGCCAAUUUGUACCGCAUAGUUUCAAAAACAUUGCUCAAUUUUUAUUAACUUUUUAACUAACUUUUACUCAUCAUUUACAGAAUCAGUUUUCAAUCAGUUUUCAGGGACAAAGUCCACUUUCCUUUAAAGAAUAACUGAAAAAGGACAUGGUUGGAAGACACUCUUCUCUCUUUCUAUAUGUAUAAAUGUUAUCUCUUUCUCAUAUCUUUCUACUUUUAAAAAACCAAACAAUCUCUCUCUCUCUCUCUCAUAUGUAGGUCUUUGGUUAUUCGGGUUUUCUCCCGCGUAAAAUUGGAAAUACCUUGGCGAUGUUUCGACGAAGUUUUAUUCGUCAUCUUCAGGCUGGUGUCUUCGGCCUUGUGACACCAGCCUGAAGAUGACGAAUGACACUUCGUUGAAACUUCGCCAAGGUAUUUCCAAUUUUAUCUGUGAUUUUUUAAAAAAUGCCCGAUGCUCUUCUAUGAAUGAGUCAAGUUUGUGGAAGUAGUUUCCCAUCUCUUCUACAUGGAUUUCCUGUUCAGUGUUGUUGUGCAGAAUUCUUCACCUCUUCUGAUUUAAGAGAAGUCUGUCCUGUUAGUCCUGCUACUCAGACUAACCCGAGCACAACCAAGCCCCCACCUAAACAGAACACACACCCAUCCAAUCAGAACACAGCCAACCCCCCAUCCAAUCAGAGCACAGCCAAACCCCCAACCAAUCAGAACACACCUCCGCCCAAUCAGAACACAGCCAAGCUCCCACCUAAUCAGUUCACACCCCCACUGGCAGUUAAAAGGAAGAAACAGCUGCGAUCACACACAUUGCUCCUAAAAGCACGAAGCCGAGAACACCAGCCUGAAGAUGACGAAUGAGACUUCGUCAAAACGUUGCCAAGAAACCUCCAAUUUUACGCGGGAGAAAACCCGAAUAACCAAAGAUAUAUAGAUAGAUAGAUAGAUAGAUAGAUAGAUAGAUAGAUAGAUAGAUAGAUAGAUAUCCUCUCCUCUCCUCUCCUCUCCUCUCCUCUCCUCAUGCCCCCUUUCUCCUCUCCCCUUCCUAAUGGGAAGGGAUUGAAUUCUUCUUUUGGAUAUUGAGAGAUCUGGGCUUUUCUGCUUGACUUGUGCCAGCUCAUGAAUCCUUCCAAAUCGCUUUCAAAAAGGGAACAGACUGAAUACAAAGUGGAGUAAAACAGUGGAUCACCAGACAAAAUAGUGAAAAGUACAAAUUGGUUAAUGGAAAGACCUCAAGGCAACGAAGAAUGCUCAAAACUCUGAUUUUCUAACAAGUCUUCAUUAUCUAUACAUUAAGAAUUUUGAGAUGUAAAACAUUUGAUUUCAAAUGUAAAGUGUUUCAGCCUUGAAAGAAAUACUCAACUUUAAAAAUGCAGAAGAAAAGGUUCUUACUCUUGAUUAUUUUAUGUUUGUCUUAUGAAAUGACAGUCCUUCCCCUGCCAGCCAGCUCAACAUUGUGCAGUUGAUCAAUGAAAUAGGCAGCAAGGACUUCCUAUUUCUCCCCAACUGCCCUUUUUGCAACUGAGAGCCACAUGCCACUCAUUGGCCAUGAGUGGCUUAUCUGUGAUUUUUAAAAAAAUGCCCGAUGCUCUUCUAUGAAUGAGUCAAGUUUGAGGAAGUAGUUUCCCAUCUCUUCUACAUGGAUUUCCUGUUCAGUGUUGUUGUGCAGAAUUCUUCACCUCUUCUGAUUUAAGAGAAGGAAUUCCUGUCCUGUAAACUCCGAGAAAGCUAUCCGUCUGCACAAAAGCUUUGGUUGACCAGUGAUUGUAUUGUAGUUUGCACUCAAGGAUAGUAUGCACAUGUGAACCUCUAUGCAUGAUCUGCUUUAGAUCCUGCACCUUUAAAUCUCAUGUAAGAAGAGGGAAUGGAAAAAAUUGGACUCUGCCUGGCUUUCUUUUUCUUUUUUGCUGUGAAGUUGAGAUAUAAUGGGCUUCCAUCAGUGCUGCUCUCCAGUUGUGAAAUAUAUUUAUUUAUUUAUUAGCUGAUUGUAUUGUAAGAGCAACUUGCAGAGUUUGUCUGGCUUCUUAGGGUUCCUCUCUAAGGAGAGACAAUGAUGAAACCCAUAGGAAGACAUUGGCUCAACCAAAAUAAAAAUGAAUCUAUUGCA